Messenger RNA from Gongylonema pulchrum, 258 nucleotides. NCBI's taxonomy places the organism in Eukaryota, Metazoa, Nematoda, Chromadorea, Rhabditida, Gongylonematidae. The record is from the annotation of a GenBank genome assembly.
GCAUUCGAGCCACAAUACAAACAGUUGGCGACGAAGUUCAAAACAGAAGAGCCGAACUUGGUAUUUGUGAAAAUCGAUGCAACAGCCAAUGAUGCUCCAAAGAACUACGAGGUGCAAGGAUUUCCGACCAUUUAUUUUGCACCGGUUGGAAAGAAAGAGCAUCCGAUCAAGUAUGAAGGGGAUCGUAAAUUGGACGAUCUCACUGAGUUCAUGAAAAAGCAUGCCGUCGUAUCAUUUCAAGGCAAAACCGAACUUUGA